Molecule: messenger RNA, 842 nt
Organism: Eruca vesicaria subsp. sativa (arugula)
Lineage: Eukaryota; Viridiplantae; Streptophyta; Magnoliopsida; Brassicales; Brassicaceae
Source: the annotation of a GenBank genome assembly
AAAAAAGCAAGGGACGAGAUGAAUAAAUGGAUUCAGCGAUAGAAAAGCUCCCUCCGAUCUCGGCGCCGAGAGAGAGAGAGAAUGGAUCAGAUCUUGAACAAGGUUGGAUCCUACUGGCUAGGCAAAAAAGCGAACAAGCAGAUCGAUUCCGUCGGUGACGAUAUCAACUCUCUGUCUGAUAGCAUCCAAGGAGGAACAAAAUGGCUUGUGAACAAAAUCAAAGGGAAAAUGCAGAAGCCAUUACCCGAGUUACUCAAGGAGUUUGGUUUGCCUAUUGGGAUCUUUCCACGCGAUGCAACCAACUAUGAGUUCAAUGAACAGACGAGGAAACUAACCGUCUUCAUCCCAUCCAUCUGCGAAGUUGGCUACAAAGAUUCAUCAGUUCUGAGGUUCACCACAACGGUUACAGGGUUUCUCGAGAAAGGAAAGCUUGCUGAUGUUGAAGGGAUCAAAACAAAAGUGAUGAUAUGGGUUAAAGUCACAAGUAUCUCAGCAGACUUAUCAAAGAUCCAUUUCAACGCAGGGGUGAAGAAAAGCAGAAGCCGUGAUGCUUAUGAGGUUUUAAGAGAUGGUGUUGAGAUUGAUAAAUUCUAGCUCUGUUUUUUCUGGUAAUUACCCAAUUCUUUUAUUCUCUUAUGUCCUAUGUUUCAAGCUUUAUGUCUUUUAGAAUCGUCUCUGUAGAUUCAAACAACUUUGGUGUUCAUGAAUCUGAUGAAUUGAAUUGGUUUUACCUUGAAAGAUAAAUAUCAAUAUCUUUCUACAUACCAUUGACACAUUUGAAGGAAACACAAUAAUGAUAGAUAAUUCAUAAAUAGAAACAAAAGGUAAAUUGGAUAAUGGAA